Molecule: messenger RNA, 838 nt
Organism: Caenorhabditis elegans
Lineage: Eukaryota; Metazoa; Nematoda; Chromadorea; Rhabditida; Rhabditidae
Gene: F20G2.1
Product: DeHydrogenases, Short chain
Exons: 5
Coding region: 18-767 (249 amino acids)
Source: RefSeq, marked reviewed
AGUUUUAACCCGUUGAUAUGGCCCCGAAAAGUAUUCUCAUCACCGGUGCAAACCGCGGAAUUGGACUCGGUCUUUUGAAGCAAUUUAUCAAAAAUAAGGAUGUCCAAAUUAUUAUCGGCACGUGCAGAGAUCCAUCAAACGCUACAGAGCUGAACAGCAUCAAAGAUACUCGCGUUCACAUUUUACAAUUGGACAUCGAUUGCGACGACUCAAUCAGAAAGUUGGGAGCCGAGGUGGAAAAACUAGUCGGUGAGGAUGGGCUUACUGUUCUGAUCAACAAUGCUGGAAUUUUCGUCCCUUAUGAUAUUGAUGGAGAAAAAAGCCGAUCGACAUUGAUUCGUCAGCUCGAGACAAAUACAAUCUCAACUGUCCUUAUUACUCAAGAAUUACUUCCAUUGCUCAAAAGAGCUGCUGCCAAAAAUAGAGGAGAAGGGUACUCCAUCAAUAGAUCUGCAAUUAUCAACAUCUCCUCGACAGCUGGUUCAAUUACAAAAAUUGAUGCAUCAUACAACAUACCAUUGGUUGCUUAUCGCAUGAGCAAAUCGGCUCUUAACUCCUUUGGCAAGUCGUGUUCGGUGGAUCUUGCCAAGUAUCAUAUUUUGGUUACUACGUUCUGCCCAGGAUGGGUGAAGACAGAUAUGGGAGGUGCAAACGGGAAACUUGAAAUAGAUGAUGCUACCAAGACCCUCUCCGACAACAUUCUCAUCCUUGGUGACGCCCAUCAUGGUGCUUACCUUAAUGCGGACCUCACUGUUAUUCCAAACUAAAAAGCAUGAUUGAAAUCAAUAAUUAUUUUUAUACCUUUUUUACUUUUUGAAUGAACACUUCAAACAUCUUU